AUGGGACAUUCAAAGACUAAUCGCCAUGUUCGGAACAAGAAAAAGGAACAAUCUUUCUUCAAUAAUCUCACAGAUGAACUGCUAAUCCAAAUAUUUAUUAGAUUACCAAGCAGCAAAGAAGCAAUUCGAUGCAAAUUGGUUUGCAAACACUGGUUAUCCCUAAUCUCAUCUGAUUACUUCGUUAAUACUUCUGUAAUUCACCAUCAAAAUAACGGUAAAACACUGCCCCCUUUUACUUUUGUUUCAUCUGAUGGAAAAUUUUAUGUAAAAUAUUUGUUAGAGUUUCAACCUGAAAAGGGUUUAUCAAGAAGUGUGGAUUUAAGGUUUCUUUAUAUUUAUCGACCUUAUCGUUAUCGAAUUCGCUUAAAAGAAUCAUGGGGUGACUUAAUUUUAUGUUCCGGAAGAUCUUCUGGUAUUGAUUAUUAUAUUUGUAAUAUUGUUACUAAGCAAUGGAUUGUGCUUCCUCCUACUCCUCAAGAAGAGUCACAUUUUCCAGAAAGUGAAGGUGCUGGUUUCUUGAUUGAGCCUAAUUGUUGGUAUCUGGUGUUACGAUUUAUUCCUUUGGGUGAUUACAAGUUUAGUGUUCAGAUGUUUUCGUCUGAGCAAGGAAACUGGACCAAAUUGGUUGUUAUGUCUCCGCGGAAUUUGAAUAUUUUAACUCGUAAGACUUCGAUUGUUGCUUGUGGAAGGAUGCUGUAUACAUUUACGUAUAAGAGAAGUGAUGUUGUUGAUUGUGUUCUCGCGUUUGAUCCGUUCGCUAAUGAUCCUGCUCAGUUUUUGUGUGUUAUUGAUUUCCCACUUGAGGCUUGUGAUAUUCGUUGUUUGGCUUGUAAAUUGGGGGUGUGUCGAGGUCGUCUAAGGUUUGCUCAACUAAUUCUCCAACCAAGUGGAUAUCCUUGUAUAAGUAUAUGGGAACUUGAGGAUGAUUAUAGAAUGGGGAAACGGACAUUGGUGCACAAGAGAAUCCCUACAAACACAGCGUUAAGAGUUUGUAAUGAUGGCAUACUUCCUCGCGAUAGCACAAAAUUGGUGUCGGUACGUGCUUUUCACCCAUAUAAUGAGGAUCUUAUAUGUUUUCUUGUAGGUAAUGAUCAGGUUGUCGUGUACGAUAUACGAAAAGAUAAAGUGGUAAGCUCUACCCUCCCUUCUCAAUUCAAGCAUAAGAGAUCACAAAGAUUAUUACCACCAGAUGAUAGGUCACUUCAUUUAGAUGUUGGGCCACAUCAUGUGUUACCAAUUACCAAAAAUUGGUGGCCAACACCAGUAAGGUAA
Messenger RNA from Lycium ferocissimum, 1272 nucleotides. RefSeq lists its product as uncharacterized. The transcript has a single exon. NCBI's taxonomy places the organism in Eukaryota, Viridiplantae, Streptophyta, Magnoliopsida, Solanales, Solanaceae. The record is from RefSeq and is a predicted model, not a curated record. Gene Ontology annotation, molecular function: protein binding. The coding region runs from base 1 to 1272 and encodes 423 amino acids.